AUGAACAACGGGAUUAGUCGAACCGAUCCCUCAGACGACUAUCAGUUGCUGCAACGCGUUGGCCAUGGAACGUAUGGAGAAGUUUACAAAGCCAGGAAACUAAUGUGAGUGAAAGCGAUGUUAUUUUUUGAGAUUGAAUAUCUAAAAACCUCAUAAAAGGAAUUGCGAUUUUAGAGACGGGACUUUGGCAGCCAUCAAGGUUGUCAAAAUUGAGGCCGGUGACAACUUCUCAGUAAUACAACAAGAGAUCUUUGUGCUGCGGGAAUGUGUUCAUCCCAAUAUAAUCUCUUAUUACGGCAGUUAUCUCAGAAGAGAACGGUUGUGGAUUGUUAUGGAGUACUGUACAGGAGGUUCAUUACAGGAUAUAUAUCACAGUAAUUUUUUAUUUUCGUUAUGAAGAAAUUUUCUUUGCUCGUUUCCUAAAGGACUUCGCUCUGAAGGUCUAUAUAAUUAUUGAUCUUUCAGUGACUGGUCCUCUCACUGAAUUACAAGUUGCAUUUGUUUGCCGAGAAACCUUGAAAGGCCUUGAGUAUCUGCAUGCUAAAGGGAAGGUGCAUCGCGAUAUCAAGGGUGCCAAUAUACUUCUAUCCCAUUCCGGAGACAUUAAAUUGGCCGAUUUUGGAGUCGCCGCACAGAUAACAGCGACUAUUGGAAAACGGAAAUCUUUCAUUGGCACACCUUAUUGGUAACUAAUUUUUGAUAGUGAUUCAUUUUCAUCUUUAGGAUGGCACCAGAAGUGGCAAACGUUGAACAAGCCGGAGGUUAUGGAGUGGAAUGUGAUGUGUGGGCCGUUGGAAUAACAUCGAUUGAAUUAGUAGAGCUGCAGCCUCCAUUGUUCGAUCUUCAUCCAAUGCAAGUCCUCCGAAUGUUGACGAAGUCAAGCUAUAAAGCUCCAAAGUUGAAAGAAAAGAAGAAAUGGUAAGUUAAAUUUUUUGGAUGUUGGAUUGGUUGGACUGCGUAUUCUUAAUAUUUAAUAUUUAGGUCUUCAAUGUUUCAUGAUUUUGUUAAAGCAUGUCUAGUCAAGAAUCCGAAGAAAAGGCCAACUCCAGCCAAACUGCUACAGGUAAUGAUACCGAUUUUUUAAUUUUAUUGUUUAAUUUUAGACCCAUCAAUUUGUAUGCGGGUCGCUGAGCUCGAGAUUAACGAGGGAAUUAUUGGAUCGGGUAAAUAAUCCAGGAACACAACCGGUGCAACAACAACGAACAUUACGGGAUUCCUUGAGUAGGUAUAUUGGAAUUGAAACAUCCAAAUUAAUUUAGACGAAGCUAUUCAAACCGAAUUUGAAAUGCAGAAGGAUAAGAAACAGUUCUGUGAAUACAUAACUGAACUUUCUGACACCGAAUCGGAAUCUCUUGGAGGUUAUCAAGAACGAGAGACGAUUCCUAUUGGAGGAGGGAUGGAUAAGAUUUCUGAAUCAAUCUCAUGCCCUCUGGCUGAUGUCGAAUGCUCAACAGAAGAUGAAUUGGACGAUUCACCGUGUACAUCGUCCUCCCAAGACCUUUCUGAGAUUCCUCCUCCUAGUUUUCCGGAGAGAAUUGUCAGUCGACCCGUGAAGAAAAGCCAUUUGGGCCUUAAACUGAACAAACUAAGGAUCAAGAAUGAUCGGUCGGCUUCCUUAGAGCCCUGUUCUCAGCUACUUAACAACUCCAUGAACAAACCAAAAUGGAGACCGGGACAUUUGGAUGGCCAGACUCCUUUGGCCGCUCGUCCCACAACUUGUUUUGGCCUGGUUCCAACUCCCCAAGUGAGUAUGGGAGCUUGUUUCUUCAAUAUUUUCCAUGAUUGCACCUUGAAUAUAAAUUGUAUUACAUCAUGGAUUCAUCCAGCUAAUCGGCGACAAUAUCUAUUAGUUGGAGCGGAGGAAGGGAUAUUCACUUUGAAUUUGACGGAAUUACACGAGAAUUCGUUGAAUCAGGUAGGAAUCUUUAAAUAUUUGUCUAUUUCUCUAUAGAUACAUGACCGAAGAUGCGUGUGGAUGUAUGUGAUAGAUGAUAUCCUAACUGCUCAACAAGGGAAAACGUCGUAUCUCUACAGACAUGAUAUCUUGCAAUUGCUGAGUCAACAAUUGAUUAUCCAGAAAGCAUCGAAGAAAGUCACCAAGCUUCCCGAGAAACUGAAACCUCGGUUAUUCCAGGCGACAAUACGAUUGCCAGAAACAAAGUAAGCCCAUAGAAAAGCGUUAAAUUAACUUAAAACUUUUAAAAAACAUUGUUCUUUCUAAUUUUAGGGACGUUUACAAGUGUAAUGUGGAGAAGAGUAUGAUCAAUGGGAACAUCUAUAUGUGUUGUGCCGUCCCCAACACCAUCCAACUGUUUCAAUGGUUCGAUCCGAGAUCAUGUUUUAUAUUCCUCAAGGCGAUCGAAGUGAAUAAUCUCCCUCGUCCCUCAGUAAAUCCUUUCAAUCUUGUAUUCGGAGCUGGCGCCUUGAGUGCGGAUUACCCUCAAGUCUGCAUCGGAGUCUUCAAGAAUUCAUCUUCUCCUUCAGACGACUCUACUUUGAAACCCGAGUCCUCUUCGGAUGAUGUUCAGCAAUUCACUUUUAAGUUUACCGACUUUAACGAUAAUGGAAGAUUGGAGGAUUUUGUGGCCAAAUCUUGGAAUGCCGAUUUUUACGAAACCUUGAAGCCCUUGGGGUCUAACAAGACCUUAACUCUGAGUGAACAGAACAAGUGUAAUGUUGUUUCGUUUAAGCAAUUGGAUCGGGACACCUUUUUCUUGGCCAUUGAUAAUCAGGUCAGUCGAUUUGUUCCAUUCUGAGUUCAUGGCGUCGUUUUAGAUUUUUGUAACGGAUAUAGACGGGAAAGUGAAGACCACGGAUCUUAUGCAGACCAGGUUUAAAUUCGGUUUCCCCCUCUCUUACGCGAUUCCUCUGGCUGAUUCUGUUCUCGCAUUUCACAAAUUUGGAGUGGAAGGCCGUUCUUUCUUCAACGGAGCCAAGACUCAAGAUCUAAAAGAUGAGUCGAAGAUCUUCUCUCUCGUCGGAACCGAGUCGUAAGUUUAAUGUUAAUAUCGAAAAGGCCCUUCCGGUUCUAAUCCAUUCAUAUCUAAUAUCCUGUCAUUCCAGAAUGAUCGUCUUGAAGAGCACACCCUUGGAGAAGCGCCCUCAGCCUUCAACUCCCAACAUUAACACUCCCAAGUCAUUUAUUUCCCUGCCCGCCAUUGUGUCUACUAUAACCUCGAGUUCUGCGACUGCUUCCGAAAAGCCUCUGAUCGAUCCCUUCGACCUCUGUAUAUUAACUGGACAUGUGUCCACCCUCUCAGCGCCUUGA
Bursaphelenchus xylophilus (pine wood nematode) is the source of this 3268-nucleotide messenger RNA. NCBI's taxonomy places the organism in Eukaryota, Metazoa, Nematoda, Chromadorea, Rhabditida, Aphelenchoididae. The record is from the annotation of a GenBank genome assembly.